Messenger RNA from Cryptomeria japonica (Japanese cedar), 1720 nucleotides. RefSeq lists its product as uncharacterized. The coding region runs from base 318 to 1241 and encodes 307 amino acids. NCBI's taxonomy places the organism in Eukaryota, Viridiplantae, Streptophyta, Pinopsida, Cupressales, Cupressaceae. The transcript is spliced from 12 exons. Gene Ontology annotation, biological process: tRNA methylation; cytoplasmic translation. Gene Ontology annotation, cellular component: cytoplasm. The record is from RefSeq and is a predicted model, not a curated record. Gene Ontology annotation, molecular function: tRNA methyltransferase activity.
ACAAAAUAAUUUAAAAAACAAACCGUAAAACCCAUAAAACCCAACGUCUGCGAAAUUCUUAAUUUGUCAUUUGUAUCCGGGCACCAUACGCAGGAAACCAAAGCAAAACCAGUAUUAAAGCAGGUACUGCUAAUAACAGAGUGCGACGACCCUUUCUCCCUUUGCUCCAAUCCUGAUGGCCAAUGCACUGCUAUUGCCUUGGUUUUUGGAGGUGCAAAAUUUGUAAAUGCAUGUGAUAUUUUGAAAUUUGAAUAAUCCUCAAAACAAAUAUAAAGAAACUAGCGUGGUGGCUUUGUGAGUCUUGGUGGCAACAACCCAUGGGGAAGGCCUCAAAGGAUAAGAGGGAUAUUUAUUAUCGCAAAGCCAAGGAAGAAGGGUGGCGUGCACGCAGUGCCUUCAAGCUCCUCCAAAUUGAUGAAGAAUUCAAUAUAUUUGAAGGUGUGAAGCGUGUAGUUGAUUUAUGUGCAGCCCCUGGUAGUUGGAGUCAAGUGCUAAGCAGAAAGCUUUAUCUACCAGCUAAAGCUGCAGCACAGGAUGAGGAGCUCCCCCUUAUUGUUGCUAUCGAUUUGCAGCCUAUGGCUGCAAUAGAAGGUGUGAUUCAAGUCCAAGGAGACAUUACAAGUGCCCGCACAGCUGAUGUGGUCAUCAAACACUUCGAUGGAUGCAAAGCAGAUUUAGUUGUAUGUGAUGGAGCUCCUGAUGUUACUGGACUUCAUGACAUGGAUGAGUUUGUACAAGCACAGCUGAUUCUAUCUGCUCUGACAAUUGUAAGUCAUGUGCUGAGGGUUGGUGGAAAGUUUAUUGCAAAAAUAUUUCGUGGUAAAGAUACUAGCCUUUUGUAUUGCCAGCUUAAACUGUUUUUUUCUACUGUGACUUUCGCAAAACCAAAGAGCAGCCGCAAUUCCAGUAUAGAGGCUUUUGCUGUGUGUGAAAACUAUAACCCUCCAGAAGGAUUCAAUCCAACCGACUUACAUAAGCUCUUGGAAAAAGCUGGAAAUCCUUAUGAUGAUGAUUCAGAUUGCUGCAGUGCCUGGCUUGAAGGGCCAAAUAAAAUUUAUAUUCCUUUUUUAGCCUGUGGAGAUUUAAGUGGAUAUGAUGCUGAUCAAUCAUAUCCACUUCCGAAGGUUGAUUCUGGUGGAACUUCUUAUCAAAGCCUUGAGCCAGUGCAACCACCAAUUGCACCACCAUAUAAAACUGCAAUUGAAAUGAAAAAAUCUUCCAAUGGCAGGAAGGAUGUUUAAGGACUUUAUUUUACCUAUUUGAUUUGUUUGGUUAUUUCCCAUUUAUUGAUUGGUUUCUUUCAAUCUUUUAUGGAACUAGUCUCUUGGGAAUUCCCUGUAUUUCUUCUAAGCUAGAGGAAAUUAUGGACUUUCUAUACAUUCAGUUGGAACAAAGCUGAGAAAGUAGUAUAAUAUACCAUAAGUUAUGAGGGAACCGAGGUGCUUGAAGGUCAUAAAUACCGAUUGCAAUGUUUAAUGCCAUAAAACAAUAGUUGUGAGUUUCAGAAAAUCAAGGAGCUGAUAUUGAUGGUUGAUGAUACAUUGGAUGUAUAAAUAUCCUACUGCCAGCUUGCACAGCCAAAUCAAGGUUAAACGUGGACAUUUUUGGUUGUUUUUUAAACUUAUCAUGCAUUUUUACUGUUUAUAUAUAUAUAGCUAAACAUUGAUCAGAUGAAAUGAACCAGAGAAGACAUUGACAUUAAUUAGAUGGCUUACAUUUA